Messenger RNA from Rhodamnia argentea, 785 nucleotides. Its product is annotated as guanine nucleotide-binding protein subunit gamma 1. Gene Ontology annotation, biological process: G protein-coupled receptor signaling pathway. Lineage: Eukaryota; Viridiplantae; Streptophyta; Magnoliopsida; Myrtales; Myrtaceae. The record is from RefSeq and is a predicted model, not a curated record. Bases 324 to 623 code for a protein of 99 amino acids. The transcript has 5 exons.
UCUCUCUCUCUCUCUCUAUCUAUGUCUCUCUCUUGAAUUGCGCAGAACUACAGAUCCAUCUCUUUGGAAGCUUUUGGUGGGAACGACCCAGUCCCCUUUUUCUUCUUCUUGUUCGUUUCCUGUUUGUUUCUAGCAGUCGAGGCCGGUUCCGAUUGUCAGUGGGGUCCACCAGGUGCAUCGACAGCGCCCCGUCAUUCCCGGUUCCGGUCUCUGUAGCGGGGUCUUCGUCGUCGUCGUGAAUCGACCCCCUCUCUGUUUCGGAGGCGACUCUGUUUCCGGAUUCUUCCGAGGUUUCUGCCAUCGCGUUCAUUCGUAAUCUUGAGAUGCGAGCUGCGAACUCCGAACGAGCUGUGGGAGUAGUCGUAGCGACGGACACGAGAGGAAAGCAUCGGAUACAAGCCGAGCUCAAGCGACUCGAGCAGGAAUCCAGAUUCUUGGAGGAAGAGUUGGAACAACUUGAGAAGAUGGAAAAGGCCUCAGUUGCUUGCACAGAAUUGCUCUGUCAUGUUGAAGCAAAGCCCGAUCCAUUGUUGCCAGUAACAACCGGUCCGCUAAAUCCAUCGUGGGACCGAUGGUUCGAGGGUCCUCAAGAUUCGAAACGCUGCAGCUGCUGGAUACUUUGAUAGAGAUCUUGUGGGUCGAACUUUAACUUGGAACUGCUUGGAACGCUGGAGCUUACAGUUACCGAGAGUGUCACUUACAGAUUGUUAUAGUUAACACCGAUAAAACUGUGAAUUCAGAAAAUUAGUAGAAUAACAUUGUGCAGCAAGUUGCCAUUCUUUUCA